Molecule: messenger RNA, 405 nt
Organism: Parascedosporium putredinis
Lineage: Eukaryota; Fungi; Ascomycota; Sordariomycetes; Microascales; Microascaceae
Source: the annotation of a GenBank genome assembly
AUGAAGCACAUCUCUCUACUAGUCGCCGCCGUGAUCACGGUCUCGGGCGUCCACGCCGGCCUCAACCCAUCCCACGAGGUGUGGCAGUGCGCCCCCAUCGUGGCCGAAGAGUGCUGCACGACGGGCUACUACUGCGAGGCCGGCACCCACUGCUACCUCGAAGACGAUACCGGCGACCAAUACUGCCUCACCCCCGAGGAGGUGGCCGAGCAAGAGCAAGCCGUUGGGGACGACGACGACAGCACCUCUAGUGGCAGCAGCGGUGGUGGCGGCAUCCGCUUCAAGCCAACGAAGCCGGCCUCUGCGGCGGCGGCGGCCCAGACCGUGUCCUCCAAAGUUGGCGGUGCCGGAGGCGCCCUUGCUGGAGUGGUGGCGUUUGGUGCGCUCGCCCUCGCGAUGGCGUGA